CUAUCAUGGCUCUCUACGCAUCGUUGGUGCUAGUCUCCGCUGCGUGCCUCAUAAGCUUUUCUGUGACGGGUGAAGAAAUAUCUAAAGUCACAGAAGAGAAAACAGAGACGAAAUCCGAAAAUGAUGAUGAAGUUACUGCCAAAAGAGUGGUUUUCGGUUCGUUACACCCGAUCAACCAUAAUGUUGGCAUUGGCGGUGGUUACGGCUCAGGUUCUGGUCACGGCGCAGGUGCCUCAGGGGUGGGAUUAGGCGUUGGUUUCGGUUUGGGCGGUGGCGGUGGCGGCGGUGCAGAAGGAGGCGGUGCAGGAGGAGGAGGAGCCGGAGCAGGUUAUGGCAUCGGUGGUGGAUCAGCCAGCAGUAACUACGGAACCGGUGCCGGUUAUGGACAAGGAAGCGGUUCCGGCGGAGCUGGAUAUGGGCAAGGAAGCGGUUCGGGUGGUGCCGGUUAUGGACAAGGAAGCGGUUCCGGCGGUGCUGGUUAUGGACAAGGAAGCGGUUCCGGCGGUGUUGGUUAUGGACAUGGAAGCGGUUCCGGCGGUGCUGGUUAUGGACACGGCAGCGGUUCUGGCGGUGUUGGUUUUGGUCAAGGAAGUGGUUCCGGUGGUGCUGGUUAUGGGCAAGGAAGUGCCUCUGCCGGCAGUUCCAGCUAUGGUCAAGGAAGCGGUUCCGGUGGUUCUGGUUAUGGACAGGGAAGUGGUUCUGGCGGUUUCGGUUAUGGACAAGGAAGCGGUUCUGGUGGCUCCGGAUAUGGACAUGGAAGCGGUUUCGGUGGUUCUGGUUACGGACAAGGAGCCGGUUCCGGUAGUUUCGGACACGGAAGCGGUUAUGGUUCAGGAAGUGGUUCAGGCGGUAGCACUGGCGGAUACGGUAUCGGGUCUGGAGGAAGCUACGCAAACGGUCUUGGAGCCGGUCAAGGUAGUGGUUUUGGCGGCGGAUCUGGAGGAGGUUACGGAGGUGGAUCCGGCCAAGGAGUCGGAUUUGGUAGCGGUGUCGGUCACGGUCACGGACACGGCGGUGGUUUUGGACACGGCGGAGGAUUUGGUCACGGCGGUGGAUUUGGUCACGGUGCUGGAUUCGGUCAUGGUGGUGGUUACGGUGUCGGCGGUGGAUUUGGUGGUGCUCAUAGUAUCUUCGGUCUACACCACAAGCCUCAACUCAUCGGAGCCCUCGCACACGGUGGUGGCAUCGGAUUUGGCGGCGGUGCCGGCGGCGGCGCAGCAGCUACUUAUGGCUAACGGUACGGGCCAUACGUAUACUCCAACUCAACAUGAUAAUUUAUCAUUAUUAUAAUAAUAUAACAACCGUAUAAUAUAAAAAAUUAUUUAUUCGUA
Messenger RNA from Rhopalosiphum maidis (corn leaf aphid), 1331 nucleotides. Its product is annotated as glycine-rich cell wall structural protein 1.0-like. Lineage: Eukaryota; Metazoa; Arthropoda; Insecta; Hemiptera; Aphididae. Bases 6 to 1235 code for a protein of 409 amino acids. The record is from RefSeq and is a predicted model, not a curated record. The transcript has 2 exons.